GUCGAGCACACCAUUCACCUCCUUGCCACACCAACUGUCUCACCUUCAUUCGUACUCCGCUCGCCCUCGCUGAUCCACCAGUCUCUAUAGUCUGGCCCAGCUCUGCAAAGUCAGCGACGAGUUCUCUUUCUUUCGUCUUCCCACGUCCUCAGCAACGCGGAUCGAGCCCCUUCACGCCAGGACAGAAAGCGGAGCUUCGAACGUCUGGCACAUAGACACAUGCCACCCCAUCAAGAGUACGACCCCGAGUCGGACAGCGAUAGCGAUGCCGGCUCAGUAGAGAGCAGCACUGAUGUGCUUCUAGGGUUGUCCGAUGGACCAGUCGAGGGCGAUGACGGCAGCAACCCCCUGGUUAGCAGGAUAGGCGGCUCGCCGGCCUGGCUUCCUGCUCGUGCCAGACCACCUGUCAGCGUGGCCACAUGCGAAUUAUGCUCUCGAGCGAUGGAGCUGCUAGUGCAGAUAUUCGCACCACUCGAUGGCUCAGCAUACGACCGGGUUCUCUAUGUCUGGGGAUGUGCACGAGGCGCUUGCCAACGCCAACCAAAGCCAAGCGUUCGCGCAGUGCGCUUGUUGCAGUUCAACGCGCGAUGGGCGGCCAAGCUGGCCAAAAGACAAGCGAGGGAAGAAGCAGCUGCAGAACGGCGGAAGGCUCGGGAGGCGGCGAAGAAAGCGCGGGCUGAACAGGACGAGAAAGCCAGGCAGACCAACCCUUUCUCAGCAGCAGCUUCAUUGAGCGGCACAAAUGCACCAGGUGGCCUCGGCGACGCGCUUUUUGGCGCCCCUGCCACAGCAAAGCCAGCGGUCUUAAAGAGCGAUGCUACAGCCCCUGCAGACGAUGUCGGUGCUGAGAGUGCAGACGAAACUUUCGAUUCAGAUUCGGAAGACGAUGAAGGCUCACGCCUUGCGGAAGAACUUGCCGUCAAAGCCUCGCUCGAUGAACUUCCUAGAGAGAACGACUGGGCCAGUACAUCGUCACAUUACAAUCCGCCACUCUACCUCAACACCAUUCCCGAACCAUCGGCGUCAGCUCGGAGCGCUGCACUGUUGAAAAUGACUCCUGGUGCCAAGGCUGCACUGGAAAGUGGGAAAGAGACUGUCCCAAACGGUGACGACAAGGAAAUCCAAGAGUGGGAGGGAGAGACGUAUUCUCGAAUGGAGGUAAACGGCGUCGACGAAGCUUUCGAGCGUUUCGUGGCCCGCGUCAGUCCAGAAGGCAGGCAGGUGGUGCGAUACGAGAAAGGAGGCAUUCCGAUUCCCUUUGCGGCUGCUGGGUCCGCGUACGACAAGUUGUGGCCCCGAGCGAAGUCGAAGAUCGGCGCGGAUAGGAGCGUCGCUGCAGCUGCGAGACCUUUCAACCCUUCUUCUGUACCUCCGUGUGAAGCCUGCGGCGGUGCGCGCGAUUUUGAGCUGCAGCUGAUGCCGAAUCUCAUCAAUCUCCUGCGGCCUGAAAAUGUGGUCGACAGCGCAUCAGCAACUAGCGACGGUGAGGCGAAGGCCGCGCAGAAGCUGACAGUCGACCAAGCGCGAAGAAGAGAUAUCGAACAAGCGCUGGGUCGCAAGUUGCAACUCCCACCAGAUGCAGAUGGAAUCACCAGGACGGCGCCUCAACUCUCUGAUGCGGAGCUGGAAGCGGAGAAGCUGGCCAUGCAGGCUAGAACUGGUCUGGGUUUCGCUACCGCAUUCAUCUUUACCUGUCAGAAAGACUGCUGUCUGCCGAGAUCUGAUGAGGCUGCCGCACAAGAAGAGACUUGGCGGGAAGAAUGGGUAGCCAUGCAGUGGGAGCAAUGAAUGUCUG
This is a messenger RNA of Ceraceosorus guamensis, 1795 nucleotides long. RefSeq lists its product as hypothetical. The coding region runs from base 220 to 1788 and encodes 522 amino acids. Lineage: Eukaryota; Fungi; Basidiomycota; Exobasidiomycetes; Ceraceosorales; Ceraceosoraceae. Gene Ontology annotation, cellular component: cytoplasm. The transcript has 4 exons. Gene Ontology annotation, biological process: maturation of SSU-rRNA. The record is from RefSeq and is a predicted model, not a curated record.